Mucor mucedo is the source of this 3384-nucleotide messenger RNA. RefSeq lists its product as uncharacterized. The record is from RefSeq and is a predicted model, not a curated record. NCBI's taxonomy places the organism in Eukaryota, Fungi, Mucoromycota, Mucoromycetes, Mucorales, Mucoraceae. The coding region runs from base 1 to 3384 and encodes 1127 amino acids. The transcript has 9 exons. Gene Ontology annotation, cellular component: endoplasmic reticulum membrane.
AUGCCAGAAAAAGUGCCAUUUUAUCUGCUCAUCUCUCAAUUGAUUCGCCGUAUAGCAACUGGUUUAAAGACACUUGCAAGAGGCUUAUUAGUGGUGCUUGUGUGGUUAAUUAUAUUACCAAAUUUUACCUUAUGGACCUGGAGAUUUUAUUUUUGGAGCGGUGAGAGUAUUGUCUUUUUUAGAAAGGGGGAGGACCAACCCGGUUCUGACUCCUCAUUAACAACAAUCACGGACGAAUCCAGCUAUUUUUCUUAUGAAAUAUUAAAUUUUUCUUUUAGAAAUUUUUUAUCUGAUUGUCUUGAGGGUCAAAUUAUAACGGGGUUUGUUAUCAUCAUAUUCGUUGCUGCUUACUUGUUUAGAGAAUGGGUCAUGCAGAAUUUACCUGCUGAACAACAGGCUCCCUUAAAUGAGCCAGUACCUGUCAAUAUCGAAAAUCCCAACAACAAUGAACAUCUUGUACAAGAACAAGUUGCCAUCGAUACUUUAUUGACAGCCAUGCAGGUUAUCAAUCCAGAAGGGGACGAAGAUCAGGACAUGAGUUUACAUCGCCUCGAACAUCAAUUAGGUCACCUUCGUGCUGCCGUGGAUAAUGAAUUGGCUCAAAGAAAUGACGAUCCGACUGACACUUGGUAUAACCAGCAUGCAUCAUCGUCUUCUGCCAACGACACUAGUGACGAAGAGGACGACGAGGAAGACAGAUUACCUGAACUAGUAGAUAAUAAUCCUCGAUUCAAUAAUGCUGCCAUUGAACGCAUGUUUCAAGAACAAAUGGAAAGAAGACGAGAGUUGGCUAGAAUUCGUGAAUUAGAGCAAGUGGAGGAAAUACCUCCCAUGAUUCAACCUCGUCAGCCUGCUGCUGCUGCUGCAGUUGCUGGACUAGGUGAUGACGACGAACCUUUUGAUGUUGGAGACGACAUUAACGGUGUACUUGAGGCUAUCGGCAUGAGAGGAAAUCCUUGGAUGUUAGUUCAAAAUUCUGUUUUAAUGUCACUCAUGAUUAGUUUGUGUCUUGGUAUUGCUGUUUGGGUUCCUUAUGUUAUUGGACGUCUUGUGAUUUUGAUCCAACCUAUUAGUUUUAUUGAGACGCCUAUUUACGUAAUGCGGUUAAUCACUGAUCCGCUCGUUGAUUUUGUGUUAGAUCUCUGUUUUCCUUAUAUUUGGUCACUCAUUGGAGGGUUUAUCAUUUCAGCUGUACCGGAAAGUAUCCAAUUAGCCUUAAAAUCAAUCCAAGAUCAAUUUUCGAAAGGUGUUGAGACCGCAGUGACAUUAUCCAACGAAACAAUUACAAGAAAUGAGACAGUUGUGAAUAAUAUGACAAGAGCAGGGUCAGAUAGUUUAAUGAUGAAUAUGGACUGGGUAUUGAUUCAAAACAAGAUUGAGGCGAUGAGUGCUGUGGCACUGGCUAGAUGGCAUCGAUUUGGUACGGGACAGACCGGUCUGGAUCGUAGCAUGUGUAUACUUGUUGGUUAUCUAGUAUUGAUUACUUUAGGAUCAUGGUAUUUGAAUCAUGGCAGACGUGCCUCAAACUCAAGUCGUAAUACUACGGGUGAGACAAUUCAGGACAUUAUUCGACAACAAGGUAUAUUCUUAAAGGUAUUGUUCUUUAUUGUGAUUGAGCUGGUUGUGUUCCCUACUGUGUGUGGUUUCUUACUUGAUAUGGCUACUUUACCAUUAUUUGUAAAUGCUUCAUUUACAUCACGUUACCUAUUUCACCUGAAGAGCCCUUAUUCUUCCUAUUUCCUUCAUUGGUUCUUGGGUACUGGUGUCUUGUUCUAUUUUGCCAUAUUUAUUACGGUGUGCCGUGAAAUUAUUAGACCGGGUGUAAUGUGGUUUAUUCGUGACCCCAAUGAUCCUCAGUUCCAUCCAGUUCAGGAAAUGGUAGAAAGGCCUUUACCGAAUUUAUUGCACAAAAUCAGUCAAUCAGCAUUAAUUUAUUCAGUCAUGUUAGUAUUUGGUGUUGGUACUGUUACUUAUACUUUAGGAUACACUGGCAUUGUUUUCCCUCUUCGAUUACCUUUCAAUACUCCCUUAUCUACUUUGGCUAUCGACCUCCUGAUCAUUCAAUUCCUCUUACCCCCCUUGAUCGCUCUCAUCAAACCCCGUGACUACUCCAAGAAGGCACUUGACCUUUGGUGGCACUUUGCCUGCCGUCAGUUACGCUUAACCUCAUUUAUGUUCAAUGUUCGUAAGCCUGAUGAAGAAGGUAGACAUAUCCGUAAAACUUUAAAGUCAAAGAUCUUUUUUGAGAAGGCAACCAUCCCAACGGAUGAAUUUUCCGACGUCUCUAUUGAUGAGGAUGACCAAAAAUCGGUUGUGUUCAAACGUGACGGUAUGAUGGUUCGUGUACCCAAAUACGAUAGUGUUCCAGUGGAUCCUAAGCGUCGUAUGCUUGUACCCGUUGAUCCUGUUACUCUGGAAGCUCUUGAUGAAGAAGAAAGAAUCAGAGGUCAUCCUGCUGCUGCAGAUACAAAUGAUGAAGCUCAGUCAACUAUUGUUGUUUACAUCCCACCUAAUUUCAAGCGAAGAAUUAUCAUUUUCUUGUUUUCCAUGUGGUUUUCCAUUUCAUUAUUUUCUUGCUCUGUAACGGUAGUACCUCUUCUCGUUGGUCGUGCACUUUUUAAAUAUUAUCUUGCGCCUGGGUCGAAAGUAAACGAUUUGUACUCGUUUGCACUUGGAAUUUAUAUUAUGGCAGGAUUGGGAACAAUGACUCAUUGGAUUAAUGAAUGUUACGCAACAUAUAAAACAAAUGAAUACAACAACGAUGAAAUUAUGACGUAUAUGAAAGAAAAAACGAAAAAGAUUGCAAAGUUUUUAUACUUAUCUAGUAUGUUUGGUUUGGUCAUCCCACUUUUGUUUGGAAUCGCAGUUGAUCUCUUUGUAUUUAUGCCGAUCCGUAGCUUUAAUUCAGAAAGUGGAUUAGUGAUUUAUGUGACUCAGAAUUGGUCGUUUGGUGUUGCAUAUAUGAGCAUCAUUCAUAAUAUUAUUCAUGUGCUUCCUGCCAAUAAUAGUGUUCGUCGAAAGCUCAUCGGACUUGUAGGCGACGGUAUUAUGCAAACCGACGUGUGGAAUAUCACACGAACUGUGAUUGUCCCUGUGAUAGUUACUGCACUACUUGCUAUAACCAUUCCUGGUAUUGCCUCUUGGGGUAUUUUACGAUUUCUUGAUCCCAAAGACCCUUCACUUCAGAUCACUGUGACAAGAUAUACGUACCCUAUCAUAUUCUUUUUCUUUGUGGGUCUGUUAUCUAUCGUUAUCUUUAAGAAAUUGAUCCACUUGUGGAUACAGAUCGUGAAGGAAGACCUUUAUGGCAUUGGUGUAAAACUACACAAUAGAAAUAACGAAUCAAGUGACGAGCCAACUACUUUAGAGGCCGAAGGACUGUAA